Messenger RNA from Prorocentrum cordatum, 1861 nucleotides. The record is from the annotation of a GenBank genome assembly. NCBI's taxonomy places the organism in Eukaryota, Dinophyceae, Prorocentrales, Prorocentraceae.
AUGAUUGCGGCCGACUUUACGCUAGCGCUUGUCGCCGUGGUGAUCGUCUUCUUGAUCGUAUAUGUGCACGUCAGCUCCAGCUUCCUGGCCUGUGUUACGAUGUAUCAGAUCAUUCUGUCGCUUCCCGUAGGCGCCCUGUUCUACCGCCACGUGUUCAUGAUAGAUUUCUUCGACUUCCUUCAUAUCUUGGUCGUCUAUCUCGUCCUCGGCAUCGGGGCGGACGACGUGUUCGUGCUCGUCGACACGUUCCGCCACCUGUCGAGUGAGCUUCUUCCGGCGGACAGCGUCGUCCACAGCGACCUGGAACUUGCCACGGUGUUACAGUCCACCCUCGUUCGCAGCGGCCAGGCCAUAUUCAGCACGUCCUUCACCACCACCGUGGCGUUCCUCUCGCAGUCGGUGUCCGGCAUCAUGCCCCUGAGGACGUGUGGCUACUACGCCGCGAUUUGCAUCACCAUGAACUACGUCUUCACCAUGCUCUUCACGCCCUCGGCCCUGAUCAUCUAUUAUAAGCGCUUGGAGGGCAAGAGAUGCUGCUGUCCCUGGCCUACGCUGCGCCAGGAGCCGCGCCCGGGAGAUGAGAGAGUCGGCCGCCGCUCCAACCCUUUGGCCGGAGAUGGGUUCAUCCAGUGGUUCUUGGAAGCCAUCUACAUUCCAGCGAUGCGCAAGCAGGUUUGCGGCGUCCGCGUCUGCGCCCUGGGCGUCGUCGCAGUCAUGACAGCAACGGCAGUCCAGGGCUUCUACUUCACGCUGCAGCUGGAGCCGCCGGUCAAGGCGGAGAUCUGGGUCCCCAAGGACCACAUGCACUGGGGCAUCUCGGAGUUCUGGUCCAGUCACUUCUACGAGGGGGACUACGAGGGGUACUCUGUCAUCACCUUCACGUGGGGUAUCGAAGGAGCAGACACAGCCGGCUUCGACCAGUACAGGCCAAGCAAGAACCCCCCAAGGGCCCAAUUCGACCCAUCGUUCGACCUCACCACAGCCGAGGCACAGGCCGAAAUCCUCGACGUGUGCGCAGAGAUGCAGACCCUGGCGUGCGAGCUGGAGGGCUGCAAGGGCUACGGCGAUACACUGAUGAUGAGUUCCACCUCCAAGGCGUACUCCUGUUUCCUCGAAGACAUGCAGCAGUACCGGGUGGACGUCAUGGGCAGGCCGUCGAGCGAGCCUCUGCCGACAGGGGACGAUUUUCUGGCAGAGCUCCAGCAGUUCGUCCAGGCAGACCCGUGGAGCCAGUACUCCUCGAAGCUGUGCCGAGCAGACUACGCCUACGACGUGGGGAUCAUCGACGGGCAGCUGAAGUACGUCUCCGUGAAGCUGCGGUCGCGCCUGGCCCUCUCUACGCCGUAUUUUGCGGGCAUAGAGGUCCGCGACAUGAUCCAGGAUUUCGUGCAGGGUAGGCGGAGCGGCGCGCCAAGCGGACUGAAGAGCAUGAGCUUCAACGCCGGCGGUAUGUUUUCUUUGUACGAUUCCGCUGCUGAAUUGGUGAUGGCUCUAUUCAGCGGCAUCUCCAUCGCGUUUCCGCUUGCUUUUGUCGCGCUGUUGGUUUCAACCCGCAACUUGAUCGUCUCCGUUUACGCUGUGACUUGCGUUGGCGGCGUAGUGGCUUGCGUCCUCGGCUUCUGCAAGAGCGCCAUGGGCUGGGGCCUCGGCAUCGCCGAGGCAGUUGCGGGCGUCAUUGUUAUCGGCUACUCGGUGGACUACGUGGUUCACCUUGCCCACGUCUACUGCGAGGCUGCCAAGCAGGGGCAUCAAACCAGAGAUGCUCGAGCCACCUUCGCGGUGCGAAACAUGGGCUCCACUAUCUAUGCUGGCGCGGUGACCACGGCUGGGUCUUCGGCGGUCAUGCUCUUCUGCUAUCCGG